Messenger RNA from Rhizophagus irregularis DAOM 181602=DAOM 197198, 440 nucleotides. The record is from RefSeq and is a predicted model, not a curated record. Lineage: Eukaryota; Fungi; Glomeromycota; Glomeromycetes; Glomerales; Glomeraceae.
AUGGUACAUAUUUGCAUUCUUGAUGGACGCUUUAAUCACGCUCAUUUAAGACACACUAGACACUUGGAUCAUAUUGAUAAUUGGGAGAACCAUAAAUUACCUGAUGAUGAAAUUGCUGUACCUUUGAAGCAUCAACCUCCUUUAACUGAAGAUAAUGAUGACUUUAAUAAUUUAUUACCGGAACAACUUAAAUCAGAGAACAAAAAAUGGACUGAUCUUGCUUUAGAUUUUCUAAAUGAUGAGCCACAACAACUACAAAAUCAAAAUCCACAACAGUCACAACAAAUUCAAUAGAUUUAUUAAAUAAACGAAAUUGUUGACAAUUGAUUACUUAGUCUGGAAAUCUUCAUUUUAGUUUUUAUUAAUAAAAUUUAUGGCAUUUUAUGGUUAAGAGAAGUUCUUGUUCGUAACUAUCUAUUUUAUCCGUAAGGGCCUUAUAU